UGCAGUUCUGGUGCAUUUCACUGUGACUAUGUUAGAUGUCUACCUGAUAAAAUAAGAUGCGAUGAAUACCCAGACUGCAAGGACGGAUCAGAUGAAAGGCCAUGUGACAUAAAAGAUAUGGCUUCAUGUAAGGAAUGGUGGGAGGAAGGAUUUAGGGAAUCGAGAAUGUACAAUCUCACAGUUAUUGAAACAACAAUCAAUGUAUACUGCGAGUUUGGCUCCGUUCGGCAAGACAAUGAACUGAUUACAGUAUUUCCCAAUGUUGACAUUGUGGAGUGGGAGAGUGAAUUCAUCUUUAUUACAUCAGACACAGGCGAAGAAAUACAACAAGCAGAUCACGCAAUUGACUUUUAUGCCAGUACAGAUUACAAUGCAAACUGCACACAAGAGAUAGUUCAGAUGUGCAAGCCACACAUUGAAGCUGCAGCUAGCACUGACGAUCCAGACCACAUGCACAUAUAUUCAUACUGCGUUUGUCUCAAUGUGACACUGGUUAUAGGCCUGCAACCAGAAUUAUCCUCUGUUAGAUAUUGCAAUACGUCUCAAUCACUAGACCAAGAUGAUAUUAACGAUAAGUUAUUGUUCACCUACAACUACUCGACGCAUCACAGAGUCAUACGAUGGAAAAAUAGACAUAUAGACCUUGAUAACAUAGUUCUAAAGAUAGGCAAUGUCAUUUGCAAAGAAGAGUACAGCAGUGACACUGACACAGUUACUUGUGAAGAAGGAAGAUAUAUUGAAGAUGCAUCAUUAAGAUGUCUAUAUGAUACUGACAGUUCUGGAUUAAUUAAUGGGUGCAGGUCGGGCUCGCACCUUCAUGAUUGUGAUUCUUUUGUGUGUCCAAAGGGAACUGUUAAAUGUCCGGAGAGUUAUUGUAUACCUUUGAGAUUUGUGUGCGAUGGCGAAGAGCAAUGUCCAAAUGCUGAGGAUGAGCAUGGAUGUGGUUGUGAAGAUACUGAAACGGAAGUGCUGAUUCUGCAUGAGGAACAUGCCAUCAGAGGUCCGGAUAUUACUAAAUUGUCAAAACAGCUGUAUACACCUAACAGUAUAAUACGAAUGUUGUCAAUCAAAUCAGCGCGACUUCCUGAGGAAAUUCCACAAAUAUAUAGACUUCUCCAAAUAAAGGACAAAGAAUUCAAAUCACGAGAGCUUAUAGACAGAAAUUAUGAAUGUGAGUACCAAAUACUAGCAAAUGAGUUCCUAAAGUCGAUAAAAUUUACACACCGGGAAAAGAAAGCCAUAUUAUUUAUACAAAGCAGUCCAGAAUCAGAAAAGAUAGCAACAUUAAUGUUUGGCAACAUAACCAAGAUGCCAGAAGUUACUAUAUAUCGUGCACUAGAAUCCCCUUCUUCUACUUUCAAACGACAAGCAUUACCUUCCGUCAUUGAUGUAGUGGUAAAGAACUGGAAUACAUUGUCUUCGUCAGCAGUACGAUAUUUGCCACAAAUAUGUCGAGAGGCAUUUUCAACGUCAUGCCCCGGAUCUUUCAAAUGUUCAUCUAGCAAAAUGUGUAUCACUCUGGAUCAGGUAUGCGAUGGCACGGCAGACUGUAUCUACGGCGAUGAUGAAUUACUUUGUAAUUUUGUGUGUCCUGAACGAUGCAUUUGCAAAGGGUUUGCAAUGACGUGUAAUAUUUCUAACUUUAAUAAAAGUGAAUUUAGUUUGUUUCCGAAUCAAUCACGCUCGUUAGAAAUCAGUAUGGAUAUCAAAAAUGAGGUUACGUUGGCAAAUGACCUAUUUAAUUUUCCUUUCAUGUACCUUCUAAAUUUAAGUAGCUGUAAAAUAAAAGAAAUUUACCCAGAUGCGUUCACAAUGCUGUCAAAUUUGAAAAUUUUAGACCUCAGUAACAAUUUGUUAACGAAACUGUCAAAAUUUGUGUUUGAUGGACUACAACGUUUACAGACCUUAAAUAUUGACGGCAACGUUAAACUAGCAACGCUUGAACAAUACACCUUCCAGUUCUUGCAAUCAGUAAAAGUUUUACGAAUUAUGGGCACCAAAAUAAGAAACAUUGUAUCAAAUACUUUUGCUGGGCUAAAUCUUACACGUCUGGAUUUGCAAAACAACAAAUUUCAAAGCAUUGAAGACGUUGGGUUUGGUAAUCUUGCGGUAGAACAUUUAUCAUUUCAAUCAAAUUUGAUUUCAACUUUCAACAAAGGAAUGUUUACAGGAGUAUCUUCGUUGAAAUCUCUUCGGACACCAGCUUUCAAGUUUUGCUGUGUCAGACCAAAUUACUUAUCAGAGGAAAGUUGUUUCCCCCAUAAAGAUGAGUUUUCGUCAUGUGAGGACCUGAUGCGAAUAUCCGUUCUACAGACAAUGCUCUGGCUAAUUGGAUUAUGUGCUCUCCUAGGCAACAUAUUAUCAGUAAUCUAUCGUUUAAAAUAUGACCGGAAACGACUGAAACUUGGAUAUGGUAUAUUCGUCACUAACUUGGCUGUAGCUGAUUUCUUGAUGGGAAUCUAUAUGAUUAUCAUUGCAGUUGCAGACGCUGUUUUCCGAAAGCGGUAUAUUUUCGAGGAUGAUUACUGGAGGAACAGCUACUGGUGUACCUUUGCUGGUAUUCUGUCAACAUUGUCAUCAGAAGCAAGUGUAAUGUUUCUUUGCCUGAUCACGUUGGACAGAAUACUUGUCAUUAAAUACCCAUUCGGGCAAGUAAGAUUCGAUACCAAGAAAGCUGUGGUAUGUUCAUUGAUUGCCUGGAUUUUAUGUUUAAUGAUAUCCUUGUUUCCUCUGAUGUAUACUGCUUAUUUCAUGGAUUCGUUUUACAAUAAGUCAGGUGUUUGCAUUGCCUUGCCUUUGACCAGGGAUCGACCACCAGGCUGGUUGUAUUCUGUGUUGGUUUUUGUGGUGUUCAAUUUCAUAACAUUUCUCCUUAUUGCUGUUGGUCAGUGGUCUAUCUUCAUGAAUAUUCGAAAAAGUGGAAAAGGUUUUGGGAAGGGACAGACAGCAAGGAAAAGGGAUUUGACUGUAGCAAGAAAUUUACUUCUUGUUGUGGCCACCGACUUCCUUUGUUGGUUCCCUAUAGGAUGUACUGGAUUAAUGGCUAUGUCUGGACGCGUUAUAUCUGGUGAUGUCUACGCAUGGACAGCUGUAUUUGUUCUACCCGUCAACUCGGCUUUGAACCCUGUUCUCUAUACAUUGACGGCUAUCCUUGGAAAAAAGAGCUUUGCACCAAGAACUAGCGAGCAAUCACGAAUAACAGUUCGCACGGCACUUGGGAAGCGAUUUCUGAUCAACAAAUAUAUUAUUAUGCGACGGUUUUAUGUAAAUGACGCCUCUUCUGAGACUGAGAGUGUGUACAAAUGCCUGGAAGAUACUCUACAAGAGCUAGGAGGUAUCCAACCCGUCAUUGUCUUGAAAAUAUCUCACCAACUAGCACAAACGCUACUCAUAUUACACAAGAGCUCUCUGAUCAUGGGACAACUUGAUGAACUUUUAUGUCAAGGUUGCCGAACAUGA
Molecule: messenger RNA, 3459 nt
Organism: Mercenaria mercenaria
Lineage: Eukaryota; Metazoa; Mollusca; Bivalvia; Venerida; Veneridae
Exons: 13
Coding region: 118-3459 (1113 amino acids)
Biological process (GO): G protein-coupled receptor signaling pathway
Cellular component (GO): membrane
Molecular function (GO): protein binding; G protein-coupled receptor activity; protein-hormone receptor activity
Source: RefSeq, a predicted model, not a curated record